Molecule: messenger RNA, 1700 nt
Organism: Arachis ipaensis
Lineage: Eukaryota; Viridiplantae; Streptophyta; Magnoliopsida; Fabales; Fabaceae
Source: RefSeq, a predicted model, not a curated record
AAUACAUUCCAAUCCUUAUCCUUUAGGCCUUUUUGUUUUUGGCAUGCUUCCUCGGACCCGAACGACUCUGCGUUUUGAUCAACCAGGGGAGAAAACGACUUGCCGUUCAGGUGGAAAAGUCACAAAUUCAACUAGCAACAACGCACGUAUCUCUCUCUUCUGUACUCUUAAACCCAAAACCCCCGAAUUUUCUUGUCUUUUCAGCUCAAAAUGAUUCGAUAACAAUGGUUCUCUUCAGAUCCCUAAAAUUAAUUCUCAAUAACAACGAAACCAAGAACAAAGCUCGAACCUUUGUGACCUCAACAACCGCAAUCCCAUUGUGGCCAUCGUACGCUCCUCUCCGCAACAGUUACAGCAACAACACCACCAACAACCACCCACUCUUCAGCACUUCGCCGCUCAGGUUUGUCUCUCCGUUUCGGUUUCAGCGGCGGCCUUGCCCUCUCUUCCUGAGCUGGCCGCCAUGGAAGCUCUCACAGUCCGCCACACCUCUUUACCUCCGCGCAAACGCCGUCGUUUUUCCCAAAGUCCAGAACCCCUUGGAUUUGCUUCGCCGCCGCCGGACCAAUCCCUUGCCGCCGCUCCAUUUGCUCGAUCGGGUUGACCAGAAUCCGGACCGGUCCUCCUCCACUAACAGCCUAUUCGAUAGCUUCGUCAAUACUCCCAAUUUCAUCUCCUUCUCUCGAUUAAUUUCGGGUCCUUUUCUUGGAUGGAUGAUCAUGAAUGAGAUGUAUACUUCAGCAAUGGUCGGGUUGGCAAUAUCUGGUGCCAGUGAUUGGCUGGAUGGAUACGUGGCUAGGAAGAUGAAGAUUGAUUCUGUAGUAGGUUCCUACCUUGAUCCCCUUGCUGACAAGGUUCUUAUUGCUUGUGUCGCUCUUGCAAUGGUGCAUCAAGAUUUACUGCAUCCUGCACUUGUUGGUAUUGUUGUGUUCCGAGAUGUCUUCCUUGUUGGUGGUGCAGUAUAUUUGAGAGCAAGUAGUUUGGGUUGGAAGUGGAAAAGCUGGUCUGAUUUCGUUAACCUUGAUGGGACAUCCCGCCAAAAGAUUGAACCACUCUUUAUAAGCAAGGUGAAUACAGUGCUCCAGUUAGCAUUAGUUGCUGCAGCCCUUCUGCAACCAGAGUUUGGAACCCUAGAAACUCAAUCAUACAUUAGUUAUUUGAGCUAUUUAGUGGCUUCAACAACAAUUGCAUCUUCGGCAUCUUAUGGAGCACAGUAUCUUAGGAGUUCCGUGAUAGUUUCAAAGUCGGUCUAGUUGAUGUUUUGUUGAAGCCAAGGAUCAUGAAGCGUCCUGCACUCUGGUGCUGCAGAGGGAUGAUAGAUGGAACAGAGUGAAUUAUGGUAAUAUUAGGCCGAGUUUGCUUUCACUUUUCAUAGACUGGCUUCUGGGUUAAGGAUACAGUUUCAACAAAGUGGCUGACCAAUGUUCAUCACAAGAAAAUCAACCUCAUUGUCUGGUCUUGAAUUUUUAGCAACUUUUGAUUUUUUCAUUUUUGACUCUCCCGUCCUCUUUUGUUGUAGUGCUAACGUUAUCUGGUGAGGAGACAAUUUAACCAGAGACAGGUGUUAAUAAUUCUACCGUGAAACAUCACUCGCUACAAUUCGACUGUAGACGUGCUAGUUUUCCUAUGAAAAAUAAAGCAAGUAAACCCCUUAUGUUCGGAGCAUGUUUGAAAACAAAAUUUAUAAAUGUAUACUUAUU